Stegastes partitus (bicolor damselfish) is the source of this 1946-nucleotide messenger RNA. It is a transcript of the gene dglucy, whose product is annotated as D-glutamate cyclase. NCBI's taxonomy places the organism in Eukaryota, Metazoa, Chordata, Actinopteri, Pomacentridae. The transcript has 14 exons. The record is from RefSeq and is a predicted model, not a curated record. Bases 105 to 1946 code for a protein of 613 amino acids. Gene Ontology annotation, biological process: glutamate metabolic process. Gene Ontology annotation, molecular function: D-glutamate cyclase activity.
CGCAUCCGUUUGUUGCAGGUUUCGCUUCUUUUUGGUGGAUAAGGGGUAUUUGUCAGGCUCCCAUCUCUUCCCAAACACUGGAGGAGCUCGGCAGAAGGUGAAGCAUGCUAUCUGCUGUGAGAUCCGCCAGACGGUACCUUGGAUACUUCAGAAGCAUCUCUAGCUCUGCAAUGGACAAAGGGUACCAGCAGGCAAAUGUGGUCGUCCUGCCCAAUCAGCUAGCAGAUGACUUUGAAGCCUUCUGUCGCAGUAAUCCCGCCCCUUUGCCGCUCCUUUAUCGCAGCCAAUCAGGAGAGACGUCCUGUCCACCUCUGGCUAAACAGGCUGACAUAAGGACAGAUGUCUCUCAGUACUGUGUGUAUGAGGAGGGUCGCCUGGUGAAGACAGUGUCCAGUCUGCAGAGUUACAAUGAUCAACCAAGUGCUGCAUCAGGGCAGCAGGCUGUGCCUCUUGGUCCAUGGUCAGACAUGGUGUGUUUCUAUCUGGGCUGCAGUUUUGGCUUUGAAGGCAAACUCAAGAAAGCUGGAGUUCCUGUCAGGAAUGUGGAACAAGGCAGAAAUAUCAGCAUGUACAGGACUGCAGUUCACUGUUUUCCUGCCGGAAAGUUCAGCUGCCCUCUAGUGGUCACUAUGCGUCCCAUUCCAGCUGCUAUGCUCGAUGUCGUCGUGGAGAUUACUCAUCUCAACCCACUUGCACAUGGAGCUCCUGUACACAUCGGAGACCCAGCUUUUCUGGGCAUACAGGACCUGUCCAGACCAGACUAUGGAGAUCAGGUGGAGCUGCAGCCUGGUGACGUCCCAGUGUUCUGGGCCUGUGGAGUGACUGCUAUAGAGGCAAUCCUCAGCAGCAGGCCUCCCUUGGCAUUCAGUCACUCACCAGGUUGUAUGUUCCUGACGGACAUCCCAGACACUCCUGCCCCCCUAACUCCUCCUUCUGACAACAUGGAGCCUCAAAGUGCCAAACCCAAUCCUGAGCAGACCCCUGUCUGCUUCCAGGUAUCCCAAAAUCCCUUGUUGUACAGUUUGGCAUCUCAGGCGGCAGUGUCAAAGAUCAGACAGUUGGAGACAAUUAUUGGAGAGGACCCAGGUCAACGAGGGAUCGAAGCUUUGUUUGUUCAGGAUGAACUUCUGCUCUCCUGUCUAUCACUCUCCCACGCCUCCUCCAUUGCCAUAGUUACCGGCUUUCCUACACACUACAUGCACAGCCCUCCAGAUGAGACAGAUGGACCACCUGGAGCCAUUGCCAUAGCAACCAUGCUGCUGGCUUUAGGGAAAAAGGUGACAAUGUUGACGGACAAAAGAGCCGUGGAGAUGAACCAGGCCCUCAUUGAUGAAGCAGUGAGCACAGGAGUGCUGAAAACUACAAUCCCAUUAGUCACAUAUGAGGAUAGUGGUCCAGACUCUGCACUGCACUUCUUGUGUCACCAUGGAGACCCAAGCAAACCCAGGUACGACCACCUGUUGGCGAUAGAGCGCAGUGGACGGGCUGCAGAUGGAAAUUACUACAACAUGCGAGCAAUAAACAUCAAACAUCUGGUGGAUCCCAUCGAUGACCUGUUUAUUGCUGCCAAGGACAUCCCAGGAAUUAGUACUACAGGGAUCGGUGAUGGAGGUAAUGAGCUGGGGAUGGGUAAAGUGAAGGAGAAGGUGAAGGACCUGAUGCCCAAAGGGAGUCUUAUAGCCUGUGAUGUUCCUGCUGACUUUGCUAUUACUGCUGGGGUGUCUAACUGGGGAGGAUAUGCUGUGGCCUGUGGACUUUACCUGCUCCACACUUGCCCCUCACACCAGCGAUACAUGAAGAAGGGAUUGGGACUGCACCGUGUAAUCCCCCAAGAACAGCUGCAGGACUGGACUGCUAACCUGCCAUCAGUGGACAAGGUAACAGACAUCAAACACUUCUCUCAUCUGUCUUGUCAGGACUUUUCUGCUUUCUCACUUUCCUCUUAA